CUAGCGAGUGGCUGUACGGACCAUGAAAUCUGCGAUCCUCGUCUUGCUUGUCUUGCAGAUGGACUGGGCUUCACUUUGCACCUUUCAAAGGGAGGAUGUACCGUACGGUUCAAUUUUAGGAGGAGUAUUUACGAACGAAUCCACAUGCUUUGCUACGUGCCUCAAUAACAAGAAUUGCACGCGCCUCUGCUAUAAACAAGUUACUGGGUUUUGUGCUAUCUUCAAGGAUGGUUACCAGCAACAAGUCUCCUUUUCUGGUGAUCAAUGCUACUCUCUCCAUCGCGACUCGGUGAAGCCGCCGCAGUACUCAAGAAUUCUGAAAUUCAUCAGAAAGGAUUCGGAAUGGUUGCUUGCGUAA
Cylicocyclus nassatus is the source of this 358-nucleotide messenger RNA. NCBI's taxonomy places the organism in Eukaryota, Metazoa, Nematoda, Chromadorea, Rhabditida, Strongylidae. The record is from the annotation of a GenBank genome assembly.